This is a messenger RNA of Didymosphaeria variabile, 1716 nucleotides long. RefSeq lists its product as uncharacterized. The record is from RefSeq and is a predicted model, not a curated record. Lineage: Eukaryota; Fungi; Ascomycota; Dothideomycetes; Pleosporales; Didymosphaeriaceae. The transcript is spliced from 3 exons. Bases 1 to 1716 code for a protein of 571 amino acids.
AUGCUAUCCAAAUCUUUCGCAUGGAGCGCAGCAUUCGCUGUCUCCUUCUCAACUUCAACUUCAGCUCUACCGUACGGUACAAGCAACUCGUCAGAGCCAACGCUGAAAUGGGCUCCAUGCGACCUACCCUUCGACAAGAACACCACAGAGGAGAUUGCCGGUCCAAUUGACUGCGCAACCCUCGAAGUACCGCUCGACUAUACGGAUCUUUCUUCCAACAACAACACAUUGACACUGCAAUUGAUCAAGCAGUCAGCAACAAAGGAACCAUUCAAAGGUACCAUCAUAUUUAAUCCUGGAGGUCCCGGCGGUUCCGGUGUUGAAGAGAUUGCUACUAAGGGCCAUGUGUAUCGUGAUGAAGUAUUCAAUGGACAGUACAACAUUGUUGGAUUUGACACACGUGGCACCGGACGCACAAUUCCAUUCGCGUGCGACGCUACCAAAGGCUCGAACACAACGACAAACUUCACAUCGAAUGCACACCCAAUCAAGAACAAUGAUACCACCUUUGCUUCCGUGGAUAUGUGGAACUUCCUCGAAACCAAGGCCUGGGACGAUGGGACGUGGUACGCCAGCUCAUGCGCAAACACCGAGGGCAUGGCUGACAUUGGUCGCUUCUUGGGUACCCCAUUCGUCGCUCGUGAUAUGGUUCGCAUAAUCGACGCAUUGGACGAAGAUGGCAAGCUACGGUUUUGGGGUCGCUCGUAUAGCACCAUUCUCGGACAAACAUUCGCUGCCAUGUUUCCCGAUCGCAUCGACCGCAUGCUACUCGAUAGCAACGUUCGCGCCAAUGACUACUACAGUGGCUCAUGGCUAACAGCUACAUCCGGUACUGAAAAGUCACUUGAGAAUUGGCUCCAGAACUGCAUCGACGCAGGCCCUGAGCUAUGCCCCGGCAUUUCGAAUUUCACCGGCGCGGACACCAAGGUGUCAGAUAUCAUGGACGCACUGACAGAGGUCUUCCAAGAACUGGAAGAAGACCCCAUCAUCCUUCCUGAGGACUACCUUUUUUACCCGAGCUACUUCUGGUUCCGGCCAGGCGGAUUCCCACUUCUGCAAGAAGCCAAGUAUAACAUUAUGCGGUUCCUCUAUCGCCCGGACCAAGCUUAUGAGUUUCUCCUUCCGAAGUUAACGCAAAUUCUGGCCAGAGACUGGGACUCUUACAUCAUCACCAUACCUAAGAAUGCGACUACUGCCGCCACCAACACCGCAGACGUCGAACUCCCCUGGUCAUUGGGCGCCAAUAACGUCCACGGCGUCAGCUGCUCGGACUCAGCGUUCCGCACUCAGAAGCCAGAAGACAUGUAUUCCAUACUAGCAGCGCAGUCAAAGCAGGGCCCCUUCGCAGAUGCCUUCUCGCCGCAGUUCUGGCCGUGCUCGCAGUGGCCAUUCAAGGCAGCGGAGCAAUAUGAAGGAAACUUCGAGAGCAUCAACACGAGCUAUCCUAUCCUCUUCGUCAACGGCGCUUACGACCCUAUUACACCCCUUGAUAAGGCUUGGGAGGUUGCGGCGGGCUUCCAGGGAUCGGUGCUUUUGACGCACAAGGGGCAAGGUCAUGGCUUCAUGAGUCAUCCUUCGAAUUGCACUAUCGAAGCGGUCCGUGAAUACUUCUUCGAAGGAACGCUGCCUGCGAAGGGUACGGAAUGCGAACCUAAUGAGGGUAUCUUUGAAUAUGCGGCGUCGAUUGUGGGAGAGGGAAGUGGAAGUGGGGACUAG